This is a messenger RNA of Saccostrea echinata, 668 nucleotides long. Its product is annotated as cystatin-A-like. The transcript has 3 exons. The record is from RefSeq and is a predicted model, not a curated record. NCBI's taxonomy places the organism in Eukaryota, Metazoa, Mollusca, Bivalvia, Ostreida, Ostreidae. Gene Ontology annotation, cellular component: cytosol. Gene Ontology annotation, molecular function: cysteine-type endopeptidase inhibitor activity. The coding region runs from base 46 to 405 and encodes 119 amino acids.
AUAAAUUGUCAGCUGUUCUCAUUCGACCAGGACAUUAAGACAAAUAUGGCGUACUUGACACUCGGACUCUGUUUGUGUUUACUUGGGUUUACCGAGGCACUAGGCGGCCGUAGGGUAGGGGGUAUUUCUCAAAAUGCCCAACCCGUGGAUCAAGAGAUCAGGGAUCUAGUUGACAGAGUCAAAGGGGAUAUAGUGGCACAGCUUCCUCUCAAUGACGGGACGAUAUUUGAGCCUAUUUCCUACAAAACUCAGCUGGUAAAUGGAAUCAACUAUUUUGUCAAGAUCAAGAUUGGUGCUAACAGUUACAUCCACGUUAAAAUUUACAGCAACUUUAUGAAAACCGAGGUUUCUCUUACUGGUCUAGAACUGGGAAAGACUGCGGAGGAUGCAAUCAAUUAUAUCUAGUCCCAAUGUUAUUGAAUUCAGAGUCACAAAAUCUCUCUUUGACAAAGCAAAAUAUUUUAAGAAACACUUGCCAAUUAUAGAUAAAAAAUGUGUGUUAUUUCUCUAUUCUCUUGAAUACAUGUGAAAAAUCAAAACAAGAAAGAAAAAAGAACUAGUUGCAGGUAAUUUUGUAUAUAUUGGCAUAGAAAUCUUGACAUGGCUCAAAUUGAUCUAAAUAUUAAAGACAUUUAAAAAUGAAAUAAAUAUCAUGUUUGCUUAAAGAA